AUGGCUAGUUUGAAACGAUUUUUAAGAUUUUAUGAAGAAGGAUGGAAGGUCGUAAGGAAUCCACAAUACGAAACCGAACAUCUUGUCCCAUACUACUUUCGAGAACAAUUAAAGGCCAUGCUCUUGUACACCAACUCAGAGGAACUCCGGCUGCCCAACCGAACUCUUUGGUACACCUUUGUCCUGAUUACACUCUCUUUAUUUUUCACUACACUAUGUUAUGGCUUGACGGAAUCGAUGGGAGACAUUGUGGAGAUGGGACGAGAUCUGUCGUUUAUCCUAGGGUUUAUCUUCAUUUUCUUUAAAGUCGUUUACUUCUUUUGGUAUGCUGAUGGACUGGACGAAGUAAUUGAUGCUCUAGAUGCUCUAGGUCAUCACUGGCUGAAGGAAGGUCCUGGUUCCGAAGAAGCCCGAAAAACUAGGCAUUGGCACUUUACUCUGGUGGUUUUGCUACUUACAACUUGGUCUUUCUUUAUGGCCGUGUUUCUAAUAUUGGUUAUAACAUCCCCAUUGUGGGUGGUUCAGCAGAAUUUGCCCAUCCACGCAAAGUUUCCCUUGGACUUGCAAAACAAGUUUAAGCACCCGAAGACCAAUGUUCUUUGCUAUUUGUAUCAGAUCCUUGUGAUCCCUUACUGUCUGGUUUGGCUCGUGUGGAUGGAGGGAUUGUCUGUGUCCAUUUACUGGGAAAUUACCUGUGCCAUCAAGGUGCUCUGCAUCGAACUUCGUUAUUUGUCCAAAAGAUGUCAUGGAGAUGGGCAGCUGCUCAGGAGGGAAGUAAACCGAUUAAUAGGGCUCCACCAGCAUAUAUUGAACAUUCUAAAACGCACCAAUGAAGUCUUCACUGGCACUCUCAAGAUGCAGGUGAUAGUCAACUUUUUCCUGGUCUCCCUGUCGGUUUUUGAGGCCUUAAUUGCCCGAAAGGAUCCCAAGGUGGCCCUCCAGUUUGGAGUCCUCAUGCUGCUCGCCUUGGGACACCUAUCGUUGUGGUCCACGUUUGGAGAUAUAAUGUCGCAUGAGUCUUUGAAUAUUGCUCAGGCUGUCUAUGAGGCCUAUGAUCCGCACUCGGGAUGCAAAGAAGUUGCUCGAGAUCUAUGUUUUAUGAUUUCAAGAGCCCAGCUUCCUAUGCAAAUGGUGGCGAGUCCUUUUCCGGCUUUUAAUUUAAUAAACUAUACCGCGAUACUGAAUCAAUGUUAUUCAAUUCUGACGCUGCUGUUAAAUACUUUGGAUUAA
This is a messenger RNA of Drosophila serrata, 1230 nucleotides long. Its product is annotated as putative odorant receptor 65c. Gene Ontology annotation, molecular function: olfactory receptor activity; odorant binding. The record is from RefSeq and is a predicted model, not a curated record. Gene Ontology annotation, cellular component: plasma membrane. Gene Ontology annotation, biological process: sensory perception of smell; detection of chemical stimulus involved in sensory perception of smell. NCBI's taxonomy places the organism in Eukaryota, Metazoa, Arthropoda, Insecta, Diptera, Drosophilidae.